CGCGCCUGUCAUCUCCUGGAGGAAACUCCUCCCCGCAGACAGCGCGUCCUGUCGCCUCUCCAGCGCAAUGGUCUCCUGGAUCAUCUCUAGACUCGUGGUACUUGUGUUUGGUACACUUUAUCCCGCAUACUCGUCUUAUAAAGCUGUGAAAUCGAAAGAUGUGAAAGAAUACGUGAAAUGGAUGAUGUACUGGAUAAUAUUUGCCCUAUUCACUGCCGUGGAAGUGUUUACAGAUAUGUUUCUUUGUUGGAUUCCUUUCUACUAUGAACUGAAGAUCGCCUUUGUGGUGUGGCUGCUGUCUCCGUACACUAAAGGCUCCAGUGUGCUGUACAGGAAGUUUGUCCAUCCCACGCUUUCCUCAAAAGAAAAGGACAUUGACGAGUAUAUCUGCCAAGCAAAGGACAAAAGCUAUGACACGCUGGUGCAUUUUGGAAGAAAAGGGCUGAAUGUUGCUGCCACAGCUGCAGUCAUGGCGGCAACAAAGAGCCAAGGGGUCCUGUCAGACCGACUGAGGAGUUUCAGCAUGCAGGAUCUGGCUUCCUAUCAGGAAGAGCCCGUUAGCACCACCCCCGGCACCAAGCAGCCUGCAGCAGCACAGCAUCGAACCAGAUCUAUGAUGCGCAGCAAGUCAGAGAGCUACAACAAGGAGAAGGAUUUUGACAUGACAGACUAUGAGGUCUUGGGGUUGGACCAGUGGGACUCCAAGAGCUCUCUGUCCCAGACCACUUCCCCCACCGAGCCUGAUUCCACACCCAUUACACUCUCUCUGACACCCCAGUCCACUCCACCCUCCACUCCUUCUCCACCUCCCUCACCAUCAGCUCCAGAGCAGCCUGAGGAGGUGGGGAAAGGAGUAGAGGUGGCAUCAAGCUCUCCACAGCUCAGGCUGAUGAAGAGGAAGGCUCCAGAGCCACCUCUUAGAGUCUUGAGGCCUCUCACAAGAUCUCGGAGUGCUCUUUCCUCAAACAAUGAAGCCAUGUGAAACUGUCCUAAAGACUCCUCCAGCUGCCUUUGCUGCAAGACGUGAAAAUACUGAAUGGCCAAAAGCUCUACGACUGAAGCAGCCUUGCUUUGGGAUAAGGUAUUACCAAAGUGACCUAUGAUGACCCCUCUAUAUAUGAUAUAUAGCUUGUGGCUCAUGAUUUGGUUUGUGACAUUGAGGUAGAAGAAUGAGUGAAUGGGUGAUAGACAUUAAAGUUUGUGGGUUAUUGAUUAUGUAUUUAUGUACAGUUUGGGUGUACUUCAUCUUUCUCAUUUGAUUGUUUUUAUAUAUCUGGUGUGGGUAGGCAUUUGCAUGUGUGUCCUCCCGUUCAUUAGUCCUCUGUUUGUAAAACAGAAUGUACUGUCACUGGAAACUACAGCUGGCAUUGCGAGUGGCACAGUCACCGUUUGAGAAUGUGUUUAACGCCAAGGAUCAGGAGAAAAGGAGGCUGUUUUUUUAAAUCCAUUCAAUCUGUUAUUGACAAACAGCUGUUAAGACCUGUUUCUGUAGAAUCAAUUAUCACAUCAUGGUAUUAAAAAAUCAGUCUUUGCUCAUUAACAUAUUCUGAAUUGAGACAACCUUUAUUAAAAACAAAGGUUGGACAGUAGCGGCAGAAGAUAUUCUGUUAUUUACCUCUCGAUUAAAGCCUUAAAGACAGUCUCCACUCUCCACAGAAGAAUUUCCACUACAGCUGAGUUCUCAUUAGACAUUUUGCACUAUGUUGGGAAUAUAAAGUGACUGCCCUCUUUACUCUGAAAUGGCCAAAAAAUAUGAUACAAUUAUCGUAAAAACUAACACAAAUAAGAUUAUUGUAAUUAUCAUUUUUCUUCACUAAAAAGUCUUUACUUGUGGGACAAGUAUUACAUUCAUAUUAUAGAUAAAUACAUUGAAAAGUCUCACUCAGACUGUUUAUGACAAUCUACUGUUCAGUUUGUACUCGUCAUCUAAUGAACUAUUUGUUCAGCAAUUUAAGGCUAACCUGGAAGACGUCACUUUCAGCUGUAGCAGAGAUGGAAUAUAACAUGAGCAAAUACUCACUGUGUGUAAACAUGGUUCUUGUUCCAUGUUUAAAGUCACUGUGUAAUGCUCUGCUGUUACUGAACAACUCUUAACCCCACCAUCUAUCUGUUCGUCUGUCCAUUUGCUUGUUUUCUUUUUCAUUAAAGUGACUUUAUUAGUUUGCAGGUUUACAAACUCCAAUUUAACUUAACAUUUUGUGACAAUACACUGUAUGUUUUUUUUUCCAUCCUGUUCUUUACUCACUGAGCCUGAAUCAUAGCAACAUUUCACACAAAGUAUCACUGUGGUGGUUGUUUCUGGGUGAACUUGCGCAGUAGAUUUAUGAUGUUCAUUUCUGUAUCUGCAUCAUUAGCGGUGAUUUGAAGUUUGAAACAAAAGCUUCUCAGGUACAACUAUUCUGUUUACACGUCACUCACUCUGAUGUUGUAGAUACACUUGUUAUGCACAUACAAUGUCCUUUGAAUGGAUGGUGAAGAAAAAAAAACGCAACAGGUAAAAACCAGACUAUGUGUUUCAGCGUUAGUAUCAGUGUUAGUGCUGAGGGUGAAACCCUUCUAUUAAAAUACAUGCAGAAUAAAAUGGAGAAAAAAACACGUUGCUCCGUAGCUGAUUUGUAUACUCGUGCGUAGACUGAAAAUCAUCAUUGCAUGAUGUUUGUUGUUCAUUUGAAUGAAAAUUGGAUUUCUGGAAUGACUUUGUAAGAGGUUGUUGGCCACUGUAGAUGGUAAACAAUUAUUUUAUUGUCAUUUUUGGUUGCUUCGUAGAAAGAAUAUAAAAUGUUAAACUAUACAUUCAUGUCUGCUUUACAUAUAUAUGAAUAACAUGUCUGAUUUACUGAUGAAUUCGCCACUUUGACUCAUUCAACUUAAAAACCCUAAGAAAUUUUGUUCUGGCAGGCCAGAAUGCCACAUAUCUUAAAUUUUAAUGUGGUUGAUAAAUAUUAAACAAAAAGCAUAAAUUGAUUACAUGAUGGGGUGUGGCAAUCAAUUUGUUGUCAGUGAAAUAUUUCUGUUUAAAUUGAUUUUACAGCUAUUAAAAUAUGACACAAAACUUU
Messenger RNA from Notolabrus celidotus (New Zealand spotty), 3056 nucleotides. It is a transcript of the gene reep1, whose product is annotated as receptor accessory protein 1. Gene Ontology annotation, molecular function: microtubule binding. Gene Ontology annotation, biological process: endoplasmic reticulum tubular network organization. Lineage: Eukaryota; Metazoa; Chordata; Actinopteri; Labriformes; Labridae. Gene Ontology annotation, cellular component: endoplasmic reticulum tubular network; endoplasmic reticulum membrane; cytoplasmic microtubule. The record is from RefSeq and is a predicted model, not a curated record. Bases 68 to 982 code for a protein of 304 amino acids. The transcript has 8 exons.